Molecule: messenger RNA, 2578 nt
Organism: Colossoma macropomum (tambaqui)
Lineage: Eukaryota; Metazoa; Chordata; Actinopteri; Characiformes; Serrasalmidae
Gene: itgb6
Product: integrin, beta 6
Biological process (GO): cell migration; cell adhesion mediated by integrin; cell-matrix adhesion
Cellular component (GO): focal adhesion; integrin alphav-beta6 complex; cell surface
Molecular function (GO): integrin binding
Source: RefSeq, a predicted model, not a curated record
GGGAGAGGCCGUGGAGUUCCCGGUGACCCGCGCAGAGCUGCUCGAGGAAGAACCGCUGGGCAAGAGAGCGGGGCGCGCUAACGUGUCUCACAUAGCGCCGCAGAGGAUGGCGCUCAGACUCAGGCCAGGAACUCAGAUGACGUUCCAAGUAAAAGUGCUGCAACCUGAAGACCAUCCGGUGGAUAUGUAUUACCUUAUGGACCUGUCAGCUUCCAUGAUUGAUGAUCUAGAAAGGAUUACACACCUGGGGUCUACUCUUUCCAAAGAAAUGGCUAAUCUCACCAGUAAAUUUAGAUUGGGAUUUGGUUCUUUUGUGGAGAAGCCGGUUCUGCCCUACAUCAAAACUACUCCAGAGGAGUUGGCCAAUCCCUGCAGGAGUGUAGAUUAUGUUUGUCUACCUACAUUUGGAUACAGACAUAUCCUUCCCUUGACAAGCAGCAUGGAUGAGUUCAACGAGAUUAUUUCCAAGCAGCGUGUUUCAGCCAACAAUGACAUUCCGGAGUGCGGCUUUGAUGCCAUCAUGCAGGCGGCAGUGUGUGGGGACAAGAUUGGGUGGCGGAAUGAUUCCAUGCGCUUGUUGGUGUUUGCCAGUGACGCAGACUCUCACUUUGGAAUGGACAGCAAAAUGGCCGGCAUUGUGAUCCCUAAUGAUGGCCAGUGUCACCUGGACAGCAACAAUGAAUAUUCCAUGGCAGGCCAUUUGGAGUACCCGACCUUGGGGCAACUUGUAGAUAAGCUGGUGGAAAACAACAUCCUCCUCAUAUUUGCAGUGACAGCCAAUCAGAGACAGAACUAUGAGAAUUAUGCAAAUUUAAUUCCUGGUGCUACAGUUGGGGUGCUGGAAAACGAUUCCCGGAACAUCCUUGAACUGAUCAUGACCGCUUAUAAGGAGCUGAGGUCUGAGAUUGAAAUGGAAGUCUUGGGUGACACUGAACAUCUCCAGAUUUCCUUCACCGCUCUUUGUCAGGAUGGGGCAGUGGACCAAGGGAUGAAACGCUGCACCAAUGUCAAAGUUGGAGACAUGGUGGCCUUUAACGUGACGGUUGAGCUGGGUAGCUGUUUGGAUGGCCCGCGGCACUUUUCCCUGCGGCCAGUUGGCUUCCAGGACACACUAGAGGUGGAGCUGGAGUCGCUGUGUGCGUGUGACUGCCACCGGACCACUGAACCAAACAGCACACAUUGUAGUGAUAGACAUGGGGCAUUGGACUGUGGCUUGUGUGUGUGUGACCCUGGCUUCAUGGGACCCAACUGUGAGUGUGCAGAAAGGGAAGGCCAAAUCUCUGAUUGCAGGGUGGAGGAGGGAGCAGAGAUGUGCAGUGGGCAGGGCGAAUGCUUUUGUGGGCAGUGCUUGUGCCACCAAUCUAGUUUUGGACGUGUGUAUGGAAAAUACUGUGAGUGUGACGACUUCUCCUGCCUCAGAUUCCGAGGGAAGCUGUGUGGAGGUAAUGGCGUGUGUGACUGUGGUGAGUGUGUGUGUCACAGUGGUUGGACAGGCGAGUAUUGCAACUGCAGCACUAGCACACGGGCGUGUGAAUCCGCAGAUGGGUCAGUCUGCAGUGGACGUGGAAAGUGUGUGUGUGGAAAGUGUGAGUGUUCCGUUCCUGGAGCUUCAGGGGACAAGUGCGAGAAGUGCCCAACCUGUGGAGAUACCUGUAGCAGAACCAGGUCUUGUGUGGAGUGCUACCUGAAAACUGAUGAAUUCUUAGAAGAGUGUGUCCAUAAGUGUAACACUAUUCAUACCACUGUCAGCAACUCUACAGAUUUUGAAGAGAGUCAUGCCGUUUUUUGCACUCUCCGGAGCGAGAAUGAAUGUCUGAUCUCCUUUGCUUUGGCGACCAGUGAUAAGGGCAACACUGUCUACAAGCCCUGGCUUGACUGUCCCGCGCCCCCAAACAUCACGAUGAUCGCUCUGGGUGUCUGUUUGUCUGUACUCACAAUUGGCAUCACACUACUGGUGGUCUGGAAGCUUCUCGUGUCCGUCCAUGACCGAAAAGAGGUUGCCAAGUUUGAAGCAGAGAGAGCCAAAGCAAAAUGGCAAACAGGCACAAACCCUCUUUUCAGAAGUUCAACAUCAACAUUUAAGAAUGUGGCAUACAAAAAUACAGGUCGACAGAAAGUUGAUAUAUGUUGAAGAAGCGUUUGUCGAAUUGAUUUGAUGUACAGAAUGUAGACCACUGUUCAUGGAAUGUGUGUGUGUGUGUGUGUGUGUGUGUGUGUGUGUAUGAGUGUGUACGUGAGAGACUUGACCUUUUCAGUGGUAGUUAUUUUCAGUAAUGUUUACAUGUCAUAAAAUGCAUUGGGAAAUCUUUUAUAUUACACAUUUGCUGCUAAACAGUUUUGAAUAUUCAAAUACAGUCAUACAGAAUUAUUGGCAACCUUCAGGACUGAAAAAGACAGAAGAGUGUCAUUAGUGUAUAUAAUAUUAUUGAGAAAUCUUGUAAUUUAUUAAUUUAACAACAGAAUUCAGCAGAUCUGGCCUAAAAUUACAAACUUUUCCUGUUAUAACUGUUUUAAAAAGUUUAUAUUGCUGUAUGAGUCUACUUUGGUAAUAUUGUCCAUAUAGGGCAUUUUAUGAUCU